This is a messenger RNA of Monoraphidium neglectum, 1833 nucleotides long. RefSeq names its product Small RNA degrading nuclease 1. The record is from RefSeq and is a predicted model, not a curated record. The coding region runs from base 1 to 1833 and encodes 610 amino acids. Gene Ontology annotation, molecular function: exonuclease activity; nucleic acid binding. Gene Ontology annotation, cellular component: nucleus. The transcript is spliced from 9 exons. NCBI's taxonomy places the organism in Eukaryota, Viridiplantae, Chlorophyta, Chlorophyceae, Sphaeropleales, Selenastraceae.
AUGGCGCCCACCGCGGUCAGCUGGCUCAAGGCGUCGGACGCCGCCGCGCUUGCCGACUGCGUCAAGCACACCCAGCAGGCGGGCCUGAAAGGUCCAGGCGGGCAGGAGUGGAAGGCUUUCGUGCAGGCCCUGCCGGCGGCGCAGCGUCACCAGGACCCGUCUCGCCACGAGAAGAAGCAGCUGCUGGCCUUCCUAUCGGGCGUGGCCGCCGAGCCUGAGCAGGCCCGGCAGCUUAAGAGAUACGUCAAGUGGCGCGCAGCGGUGCAGGAGGAGGCAGCGGCCGCGCGCGCGGGUACCGGCGGAGCCGCGGAGCAGCAGGGCGAGCCCGCCGCCGCAGCAUUGAGCGGCGACGGGCGCGCGAGCAGCGCCGCGUGGCGGCUGGUGGCGCGCACGCGGGCGCACCCCAAGUUCCAGCGCUGCUACAGCUUUCCUUCAUGGGAGAAGGGUUGGAUAAGGACCAGCAGGCUGCGGCCCGAUGGGGCCGAGGCGGCAGCUGCCCCGCUGCUGCUGGGGCUGGAUUGUGAAAUGUGCGCCACCAGCAAAAGCAGCAACGCGCUUCUGUCCCUGGCGGUGGUGGACCAGUCUGGCGCGGUCCUGUUGAGGGAGCUGGUCAAACCCGAGGGCAAGGUUGUUGACCUGCGCACCGCCAUCACGGGCAUCACAAAGGACGACCUGACGGGGGUCACCGCGCGACGCAGCGACGCCGCGGCGCGGCUGGCGGCGAUGCUGGGGCCGGACACCAUCCUGGUGGGGCACUCGCUCAGCGCUGACCUGGCGGCUCUCAAGCUUGACCACCAGCCGGUCAUCGACACUGCCCUUCUCUACUCCUAUAAGGGCCUGUCUCAGGCGACGCCUUCGCUAGUCCACCUGGCGCAGCAGCUGCUCGGCCGGAAGCUGCGUGCCGGCAACAGCGGCGACGGCGACGACGGCGGCGACGGCGAUGGCCGGCAAGACGGCGGCGGCAGGAGCAGCGGCGGGGCCGCAUCGCGCAAGCGGCAGCAUGCGGAAGGCGGAGGGACGCCGGCGGAUGCGGCGGCGGCGGUAGCUGCUGCGGGUGAGGGCGUGCACGACAGCAGGGAGGAUGCGGCGGCGGCGAUGGCGCUGGUGGCUCACGAGAUGGCCAAAGAAGCGGCGGGGGAGGCCACGGCGCCGCUGGAUCCUCCGGCUGUCAAGGCCCCAAAGAGUGACCUGGUGAAGCUGCUUGUCCACUCGAUUCCAGCCUCCCUAGCUUCCCCCCAGCUUCCCAUCAUCCACGCCCUCGGCAAGGCCGGCGCGCCGCCGCCCGCGGCGGUCGAGGCGGGGUCGGGGCCGGGGCAGCUGCUGCUGGUGUUUUCGAACGCGGCGGUGGCGGAAGCGGCGUUCAGCGCGCUGCCGGGGCCGCGGGGGGCGGACAGCGUGGGGCGGCCGCAGAAGGAGCUGCAGCUGGCUGGGGGCUUCAGGGUCCGUGUGCGCAAGAUGGCGUGCCACGCGGGGGCGGCCUUUGGCAAGGACGCCCCGAAGGACAGAGGGCAGCCGAAGACGCGAAAGCGCAAGCUUAAAAAGAGGGCUGGCGGCGGGGCUGCCGCGGAGCCUGCGGCUGCGGCAGGGGGCGGCGGCGCAGAGGGCAGGUCGAAGCGGCGGCGGAAGGGCGAGGGCGAGGGCGAGGGUAUGGCAGCGGCGUCGGCGGCGGCGGCGGAUGGGGAGGUGACGCCGGGCGCCGAGACCGGAAAGAAGCGGCGGCGGAAGAAGGGCGGGAGCGAUGCUGGCGGCGGCGGCGGCGGCACGGUGCAGGAGGUGCAGGGCACAGCCCAGGCAGGAGAGAUUCCUGGCGGACCCCUGACUCAUGCCGAGUAG